Aspergillus homomorphus CBS 101889 is the source of this 1728-nucleotide messenger RNA. RefSeq lists its product as uncharacterized. The record is from RefSeq and is a predicted model, not a curated record. Gene Ontology annotation, molecular function: protein binding. The transcript has a single exon. Bases 1 to 1728 code for a protein of 575 amino acids. Lineage: Eukaryota; Fungi; Ascomycota; Eurotiomycetes; Eurotiales; Aspergillaceae.
AUGAAUGCGCUCACGGACCCCCGGUUCAGCGAUCUCGUGGGCGGCAUGCCCCAGACCACGUUCGUCGAGGCCUUCCUGCUGCUUUCCCCCUCUUACUUCAUCGUGCCCUACCGUGACAUCCACCGCCCGAUCCAUCCCUUUGUGGAGAACCUCAAACAGCUCAAGCUGCUGGAAGAACGAUUCGACGAGUUCGCCAACAACCUCGCGCGCAUCAUCCGCACCAGGGUUGCGGGAGGGCAGCAACUGGGUCUGCCGGAAUUCACACACCUGCUCGCCUGCGCAGCCUCCAUGGCGGAUGUCCCCAUGGCGCAGCAAGUAUGGCAGGCGAUGAAAGAUCAUGAGGUCGAGCCCGACACCCAGUGUUACAAUCACUUUAUGGAAACGCACAUUUGGGAAGGAACAUUCACCGGCUUGGAGAAGUAUCGCAUGAGAGUGACUCCGUACUCGUAUGAAAAACGAAAACACGGUUAUGAGAGUCAAGGCUGGAGCGGAUACGGCACUGGACGACGCAGCGUGCGCAAAAUCAUACGAGUGCUAUUCCAGGAGAUGGUGGACAGAGCAGUCCCUCCGAACGAGGAAACCUUUGCCAACUUGCUCCUUGGCUAUUGCCGCGGAGGUUGGGUUCCUGGAAUGAAGGAUAUUCUCCGAGUCACGUGGAACAUCGAUGUCGACGAAGUGAAGGCAGAAAGCGACUGGUCGAGACUGUCGGAGGUCAAACACAAUGAUCCUGCCUCCCCCCUUUAUCCCACGGAGCGACUUCUGUUCGCGGUGGCUCACGCCUUCGGCACGAACAAUGACAUCGACGCUGCGAUAUCUACAGUAGAGUUCAUCUCGGCCCAGUACAAAAUUCCGAUUCCUGAGAGAGUUUGGAUGCAGUUGUUUGAGUGGGCAUUCGUUCUGUCGCGUCGCAGAUUUGGCCGGCACAAGGAGCAAAUGAGUUUAGGGCACAUCAGCUCAUUACGCGUGAUCGACUUGUUCGAGAAGAUGACCGCGGAGCCACACAACGUGCGGCCCACAAUGGUGGUCCGCUGCAAGCUUGCGAAGAUAGCGUGGGAUCGCAAAAUCCUGCGAGACUACAAAGCGCAGAUGGCUGCUGCGUAUAAGAUCUUGAAAGAGACAAGGCAAAGGCAGUUGGAAGCGAGGUCCGUCAUCGAAGCUUACAUGAAGCGGCGCAGGCCACAAAACGACCACACGCACUGGCAAUCGCGGGAAUUCUCCGACGCCAUAUACACCUACGACAUCCUUAGGCUGCACACCACCCAACAGACCGAGUUCAUGGACAAGCUCGCGAGGAACAUGCUGAUCAACAGGCUAUGGACAGGCCGAAACAAUUAUUCAUGGCAAAGGACUCUGUUCCCGAGCAUGCUGGAGGAAUGGGAGGACUUUCUCCCGAAGGAGUUCAUCUUUCACAUGAGAACCGGACUGGUGUACUUCCAUGGAGAUAUCGGGUGGGGUAGCGCUUACCGCUACAGCGGCAAGCGCAUACCGAUUCGACGGCCCACUCCCCAUAACGAUGUCGAACCGGGCGACGAGGUCAACUAUAUUGACGAUGAGUUUUUCUGGCGAGCGGUUCUCCGACUCAACCCGGACAUUGAGCCAACCUCUCCGUCCCUAAGGCGGCUGUUCGACCCAGUUCUCAGGACCGAAACUCCGCUGUAUGUAGCCGGGAAGACACUGGAUCAAGGCGAGCAGCGCUCGGAGCACCAAACGGUGAUGUCCUCCAACUAG